UUGGUCUGGAGGGGAGGGGACCCGCCGCCAUCUCAGGUCUCCGCCUGGCUGGGGCCCACCGGAGAGAGCUGACGCCCAGGUCCUAGAAUCCUUAUGGGGGACCAACCUUGUCCCUCCGGGAGAUCCACGCUCCCGUCUGCAAACACGCGGGAAAGCAAGCCUCCGAGAAAGCGCUGCCUCUUAGCUCCACGGUGGGAUUAUCCAGAAGGGACCCCAAACAGAGGUACCCCUCUCCCCUCCGCACCUCCUCCGGCAUCUCCCGGCCUGAAGUCGCAUCCUCUUCCUCCGGAGAAGUCGUAGAAUAGACUUCUCCCACCCUAAGCCAGUUUUGGAGGGAUUGCAGUAGGACUCCAUUUUCAUGCUGCGUUCAUAAAAUAGUUUAUCCAAUGACAACAAUGAGGGUUGUUGACAACGCUACCCUGAUUUUUCUGUUCUUCUGCACUGGAAUGGAAAGUUGUGAUUUUUUUAAGUUAAUGGUUUUGCUGGCGAUACUUUGAAACUGGGUAAAUAUCCUGUUUCUCAACAAACUAAAAUCCACUGAUUUGACAGCCUCUGACAAAUCUUGACUGACUCAGUUUUUACUGUGAUGACUGCAAAAUGAAAAUUUUCUGCCAACAAAAGUGAAUGCAUUGACUUAUUUCUGAAGUUAACAGCAGGAUCUAUAAUUAGCAGAAAACAUGAGCUUUAUAUCCCCAAACAUUUUUCUUCACCAGUUGUUUUAAAUAAAAUUUUAACUUUCAGACAUUCUUUGGGUUGAUCCAUCAAUUGUUUAUUUUGCUACAUAUCUCUCUUUAUAAGUAUAUACACACACUCACUUUGUUUUUGCUUAACCAUUUGGAAGUAACUUGCAGAUAUCAUGGCACUUCAGCUCUAAACACUUAAGUGUUUAUCUCCUAAAAACAGGGGCAUUACUAUUGUCACUCAGAGAAAUUGGACAGUAAUUCAACACUGUUAUCCAAUAUACUGUUUAUAUCAAAGUUCCCCAAUUGUCCUAACAAUUUCCUUUGUCUUUUAUUUUGAUCCAGGAUUUACUCAAGCAGCAUGCACUGUAUGUAGUUGUCAUACCCCUUUUAGUUUCUUUUAAUCUAGUAUAGAAGCUUACUAUCUUUUUCUUUUCAUUUUUUAUAACAUUGGCAUUUCUGAUGAAUCCAGAUGAUUGUGCUGCCUAUGUUCCACAGUCUGAACUUGUCUGUUUUCCUGUAAUUAAUUUAAGCAUUUUCAGCAAGAAGACUCCAUAGGUGAUGCUGUGGUCCUUGUUAUUGAAUUGCAUAAGAAGGCACAAAAUGCCAGUUUUGUCCCAUUCAUCAUCAUCAUCAUCAUCAUCAUCAUCAUCAAUAGUAGUAGUAGUAGUAGCAUUAGUAGCAGUAGCGGUAGUAGUAGUAUUUUUAUUUUUAAAAGGUCUCACAUUUAUUACUGAACCAACCUACUAUUGCAGGGAGAAAGAUAAUGCUUCCAAUAAUUUUCCAAUUAAAGUGCCCAACUGUCCAGACAGAGUGAUCUUUUCAGUCAUUUAAAGGUGCAGGCAACUUGGAUACCACAUAAAUAUGUGAGCUGUCUCUCAUGUGGGAUUCUUUAUAGACCCAGUUUGAUUCUUCUCCGAUGGCUCCUCUUGUAGUUGUACCCGAAUUCAUUACCAGUUUUCAUCCGAAUCUACUGGGGAAUGGGCCGAUUCUGCUUUUGUUUCUUGGCCAGGAACCUCUUGAUCCCAAAAGUCUCGUGAGAAGAUGUGGUGAAGGAGAAUCAACCGCAUGCACCACAAUGGCAGAGAAAGCGAGGAGGAAGCGGAAGGAUGUAUUGAGUGGCAGUCUGUCCCAUUCACUAUUGAUAAUACUAAUGUUGUUGACUUUUUAAUGAGCAGUUUUAAGUUCACAGCAAAAUUGAGAGGAAGUUACAGAGUUUUCUCAUCUUCCCCCUGCCUGUACACAUGCAUAGCCUACUCUAUAAUCAAUAUUGCCUUCCAGGGUGGCACAAAUGAUGUCACAAUGAAUGAGACCAAAUUGACAGGCAAUCACCCAAAGUCCAUAGUUACAUUACUAGUAUUGUUCACUCUUGAUGUAAUAUAUUCGAUGGGUAACAACAGAAUAUAAUGACUUAUUCAUAAUUAUAAUAUCAUACAGAGUAUUUCACUUCCUUGAAAAUUCUCUAUGCUCUGCCUAUUCAUCCCUCUCCUCUCAACCCCUGGAAGCCACUGAU
Messenger RNA from Myotis daubentonii (Daubenton's bat), 2193 nucleotides. It is a transcript of the gene NBDY, whose product is annotated as negative regulator of P-body association. Bases 94 to 300 code for a protein of 68 amino acids. NCBI's taxonomy places the organism in Eukaryota, Metazoa, Chordata, Mammalia, Chiroptera, Vespertilionidae. The transcript has 4 exons. The record is from RefSeq and is a predicted model, not a curated record.